Messenger RNA from Chaetomium globosum CBS 148.51, 1023 nucleotides. RefSeq lists its product as uncharacterized. Gene Ontology annotation, biological process: mitochondrial translation. Gene Ontology annotation, cellular component: mitochondrial small ribosomal subunit. NCBI's taxonomy places the organism in Eukaryota, Fungi, Ascomycota, Sordariomycetes, Sordariales, Chaetomiaceae. Bases 1 to 1023 code for a protein of 340 amino acids. The record is from RefSeq and is a predicted model, not a curated record. The transcript is spliced from 2 exons. Gene Ontology annotation, molecular function: structural constituent of ribosome.
AUGCCACCCCGGAUACGCGGUAGCAGCUGCCAGCCGCAACUGCUUCUCAACUACCUCGAGCCAGCGUCAUCAUCCAUAUUACCAUCAGCCGCCAUCAUCCCACUACACAGGCCAACGGCGUCGUUGCCAAAAUGCAACCGGGCCUUCUCCACGACGCCAGCGCCACAAAUAACGAAACUGCGGCGGGCGUUCAAGGAAUGGUGCGAGGAAAAUGAGGAGAUGUUUCGCCAACACCCCCGGGACCGCCAUAUGAACUACAUUACCACCGGCUCUAGGCCGUUCCCCAACAAUCCCAACUUCCGAAGCGAACCCGUGUUAUCGAGUGAGGCACGCAAGAUGAUCUGGGAGGCCAUCAUGGUGAAGGGCAUGCCGCUUAAAGCCGUGUCGGCCGAGUUCCAUGUGGACAUGCGCCGCGUCGCGGCGGUGGUGAGGAUGAUGGAGAUUGAGAAGAAGUAUGAGCGUGAGGUAACUAACACCUGCCGUCAGGGCCAACCCCUCGCCCAUGCCUACGCCCGCGCCAUAGAAAAGAUGCUUCCCCGCCAAGACCUUCGGGAUGGCGAAGACAAGUUCGAGCCCAUCAACGACAUCCAUGUGCACAGUCACACAAUGCAGCAAUUAUUCGUCCCGACGUCGGAGUCGCGCGAGUUCACGCGCGCCGACGCAGCCAAGGCGUUCGGCGAGCACAUUCUGCCGCCGGACGCCAAGAUGCGCAUUCCCGAGCUUGUGCAGAUGGAGAAGAACAUCGCCGAGGGCAUGGAUGAACGCGAGGCGCGCGGGCACUUUAUCAAGGAGGCGGCCGAGAGCGAGCAGGCAUUUGCGGAGAAGCAGCGCGCGCGCGCGGUCGCCGCUGAGGGGCGCAAGACGCGCGUCAACACGGGCAGGUUCGAGUUUCGGUUUGAGAAGAUCAAUGCCGAAGACGUGGGCCCUACGGGCCGCGCGCGGAAGGCCGUGGGCUGGCGGUACGGCGCGCCGCAUAUGGACCGCAGGAGAGGCGAAGUCAAGAUCCCGACACACGUGGGGUAA